AUGAAGUCACUUCUAGUUCCUCUUACUGAGCAGGAAAUAAAAGAGGCUUUGUAUUCGGUAAGCAAAGAUUCGAAUUCAAGAUUGGCAGAGAAAGGGCCCGUGCGAGCACGAACCAAAGGAAGGUGCCAAGCCGAAGUGUACAAAUCUCAUAGGUCAAUAUCUGCUCAGUCUCUGUUAGCAGCUUCAGUAGGAUUCAGGUCUUUUCUUUCUUUCCUGCGAGUGGGGAAGUCCGGAUCGAUCCGUCGAAAGAGAAGCCAUCUCAGUCUAAAUGGAAGUAGACCAAGUAGUUUCAUAGGAAGAAAUGUGAAAGUAGGGGCUGCUAAGCGCCCAGACCCAGAAUUCAUUGAAAAUGGAGUUCUUGGUACCGGGCAAACAGAAAUAAUAUGA
This is a messenger RNA of Salvia miltiorrhiza (redroot sage), 387 nucleotides long. The record is from the annotation of a RefSeq genome assembly. Lineage: Eukaryota; Viridiplantae; Streptophyta; Magnoliopsida; Lamiales; Lamiaceae.